AUGGACUACCUUUCUUCAAAGCUUUCAUUUUCUGCGCCUCUAACAAUUUUUCCCUUAACACAUCCAAGAAACCCAGUUCCUAUAACAACUUUGAGGAACCAUUUUCCGCUCAUUCUCUGUUACAAGAAAUUCAAUUUUCAAGAUUUUCAGGAAUAUGCAAAACCUUCGCGUCUUUUGCCAGCCACAGAGGUGAAUGUUUGUACAGAUGCAUCACUGGAAAAGACGGUUACUUCGUCCAAAACUGCCAGAUCAGAGUGCUUGUACAGAGUCAAGCUAAAAACAAGUAACGUCUAUGGAUCAGAUCUGAGCGAUGUCAACUCUGGAGUUCUGAUCUGUUUGAUUGAUGAAAAUGGUGACUCAAUCUUACAAAGAUUACCUACUUGCUCGAUGGACAAUCCUACAUGGUCAGUAGACAAGGUUAUCUUUGAUGUUUUGCAUUACCAGAGGGGCUCAGUAGAUGAGUUUACAUUUGAAGGACCUGAACUUGAGAAAAUUGUUGCUGUUUGGAUCAGCGUAGAAUCAGGUCAGUGGAGAAUAGGGGAUUUAAGUUUGACAGUUAUUUGUAAUCGCGAACCUCCACCAGCAGAAAAUGAUCAGAAAAUCAGAAAGCGUAAUGGGUUACAAUACAGCUUCAGGAUCGAGGAUAUCUUACUUGGGGAGGGAUGUGAAAUUUCCAUGAUGGAAUUUAAACCUCACUCGGUUACUGCAUUUUCUGAGGAUGAAUUUACCUCCUUCAACGAAAAAUCCUCGUAUGCUUCACUGUCAAACAGUAACUAUACCAUCUCUAAUGAAGAAAGCAUGAAGGAGUAUGCAGACUUGAAGUUCUCUUUGUUAUUUUAUGAUACAUUGCUUACACUUGCUGGAUCCUUAAUUGCUUCCCUUUUGGCCGGGGAAAAUGCUUCGUUCGCAUUCGUAAUGGGUGGAAUCGGUGGGUUUUUUUAUCUACUCUUUCUACAGAGGUCUGUUGAUGGACUACCAGUCCCGGAACUGGUUUCGAGGGAAAGUACAGGAAAUUUCAAUGAAGUGUUUGGAAGAUUUAAGGGUCCACUGUCAAGCCUAGCAUUGGCAUUUGCAUUAGCCAUUAUUGCAGUAAAAUAUGCUUCAGGAGAUAGUGCUGUGAAGUUAACACCGAAAGACCUUAUAUUUGGGAUGAUGGGAUUUCUUUUGUGCAAAGUGUCUGUGGUAUUAGCAGCAUUUAAACCAAUGGAAAUUGGCUCAAGAGAGAAAAAGUGA
Fraxinus pennsylvanica is the source of this 1233-nucleotide messenger RNA. Lineage: Eukaryota; Viridiplantae; Streptophyta; Magnoliopsida; Lamiales; Oleaceae. The record is from the annotation of a GenBank genome assembly.